Onychostoma macrolepis is the source of this 1205-nucleotide messenger RNA. It is a transcript of the gene bida, whose product is annotated as BH3 interacting domain death agonist. Bases 189 to 776 code for a protein of 195 amino acids. Lineage: Eukaryota; Metazoa; Chordata; Actinopteri; Cypriniformes; Cyprinidae. Gene Ontology annotation, cellular component: cytoplasm; cytosol; mitochondrion. The record is from RefSeq and is a predicted model, not a curated record. Gene Ontology annotation, biological process: apoptotic mitochondrial changes; positive regulation of extrinsic apoptotic signaling pathway; positive regulation of intrinsic apoptotic signaling pathway. The transcript has 4 exons.
GAAAUUCUUGUCCGUGCGUCGGAUUUUGACCACGCCCUUCUGUGAAGCGUCAUCAUGGGUGACGCAGUCUAUGGGGGGGGCUCGUCGCAAAUUUAUGUUUGUUUAUCAGGCGGCAGUGCUUCGCUAUUAUGUGAUGUUUUGACUUGAAGUCUACUACACCUGUAUGAGGCAUUGUACAGGUUUGUGCAAUGGACUGCAACAGAAACUUUGACAGUUUUCCAGACACUUCCCUGGUGCUCCUUUCCUUCCUUAAGCAAAAAGGCUGCCAAAAUAGCCAGCUUCAAAGAGAGCUUGAUUAUCUUGAUGAAAAGCUAACGCUGCCUACAAAUCACAAUUAUAUUGAGAGUGAUGAGGAAUUACAAGCGGAUGGACACAGUUUCUCAGUCAGCUACAGAGAACUUCUACAUGAAUUUCAGAAUCAAGUUCAGCCUCAACUACCAGUCAAUGCUGAAGAGGCUCAGGCAGCGAGGGAAAUGGCUGCAGAGUUGAUCAGAAUUGCAGACCUGCUUGAGCAGAGAGUCCUGUCCCAGGCUGCUGACAGUUUGUCCAAGAAACUAUGCAGAUCUCAAGAGCUGUUUUGGGGCGGACAUCUUUCUGAUGGAGUGCAGGCCUUACUUCGCCAAGUGGCAGGUGCCAAAGAGUUUAAGAAGGAACUUGUGGAGAUGGCCUUCACUUUUGUGCUUAUGAAGACUGUUUGUGAACAUGUGCCUCAAUUCUUCUUUGGUCUUUACGGCACAGUGGUGCAGUAUUUCUUACCACACAGAUCCCACUCAUGAGCUCUGUGUUCCAGUUAUUCAUUCAUGGAAUGUGAAUAUGUGUGUAUAGAUAAAUGAUACAUUUGAAAUCUUUGCUAAAAGUGAUAGUCAAGACUGCAAUGCUAGCAAAACCUUAUGUAAAAUAUUUCUUUCUGAAAAAGUUUCCUUUUUUCUGUAUAUUCCUUGUAAUACUGUCUGUGAUUAACCUUCUUUCUUUUUUUUUUUGGCACUUUGGCCAUGUUUUAUGGUCUUGUUAGGCAUUUGAUUGUUUCUUUAACUGCCAUGGAAAAAAAUAUCCUGAUUAUACGGGAAACUAAACCAAAUUUGUGAAAAAUAUAUGCACUCUGAUAACUUUUUGAUCUCUUUCAAUCUUAUAAUCUCUUCUCAUUCAGUCUGUAAAGCAUAUCACACGAUCAACCGUCUCUUUUGAAAUACAACAAAUCUGACUCA